This is a messenger RNA of Malaclemys terrapin pileata, 5728 nucleotides long. It is a transcript of the gene ESRRB, whose product is annotated as estrogen related receptor beta. Bases 184 to 1512 code for a protein of 442 amino acids. Gene Ontology annotation, molecular function: nuclear steroid receptor activity; zinc ion binding; sequence-specific DNA binding. The record is from RefSeq and is a predicted model, not a curated record. Gene Ontology annotation, biological process: regulation of DNA-templated transcription. The transcript has 8 exons. Gene Ontology annotation, cellular component: nucleus. Lineage: Eukaryota; Metazoa; Chordata; Testudines; Emydidae.
GAGAGGCAGAGACGCAGAGGGGACUGUCGGCUGGUGCAGGCAGAACCAAAAGAUAUUUAAUCAGCAAUUAGAAACACCUGAGGGCAAGGGAAAUUCUGCUCCAGCCCUGAGCUUCAUCUCUCAACCUGCAGCAUUGUGAAAGGGAAUGGAUUGAGCAUAGAGAGAGGCGGCCUGUCUUGUCCGAUGCUGCACUGCCGGCUGCUUGGCAGAAUGUCCACAGAGGAGCGGCAUCUCACCUCUAGCUGCGGAUCCUUCAUUAAGACUGAGCCGUCCAGCCCAUCUUCUGGCAUUGAUGCCAUCAGCCAUCAUAGUCCCAGCGGCUCCUCUGACGCUAGUGGUGGCUACGGCAUUGCCAUGGGUGGCCACCCGAACGGCCUGGACUCGCCACCCAUGUUCAACGGUGCAGGGAUUGGUGGCGGAUCCUGCCGUAAGCGCUACGACGACUGUGCCAGCGCUAUCAUGGAGGACUCGCCCACCAAGUGCGAGUACAUGCUCAAUGCCAUCCCCAAGAGGCUGUGCCUGGUGUGCGGGGACAUUGCAUCUGGCUACCACUAUGGCGUGGCCUCCUGCGAGGCAUGCAAAGCCUUCUUCAAAAGAACAAUUCAAGGGAACAUUGAAUACAGCUGCCCAGCCACCAACGAGUGUGAGAUCACGAAACGGAGGCGCAAGUCCUGUCAGGCCUGUCGCUUCAUGAAAUGCCUCAAAGUGGGGAUGCUGAAAGAAGGGGUUCGUCUUGAUCGAGUCCGCGGAGGACGCCAGAAGUACAAGAGAAGACUGGACUCUGAGAGCAGUACUUAUCUGAGCUUACAGAUCCCUCCUCCAGCCAAAAAGCCAUUGACUAAGAUCGUCUCCCACUUGCUGGUGGCAGAGCCAGAGAAGAUUUAUGCCAUGCCUGACCCCACCAUGCCGGAGAGUGACAUCAAAGCACUGACAACCCUCUGUGACUUAGCAGACAGGGAACUGGUGGUGAUCAUUGGAUGGGCAAAGCACAUCCCAGGUUUCUCUAAUCUCUCCCUGGGGGACCAGAUGAGCCUCCUGCAGAGCGCCUGGAUGGAGAUCCUCAUCCUGGGCAUUGUAUACCGCUCACUGCCCUACGAGGACAAGCUGGUCUACGCCGAGGACUACAUCAUGGAUGAGGAGCAUUCGCGCCUGACGGGGCUGCUGGAGCUCUACCUGGCCAUCCUGCAGCUGGUGCGCCGGUACAAGAAGCUGAAGGUGGAGAAGGAGGAGUUUGUCACACUCAAGGCCCUGGCCCUUGCCAAUUCAGAUUCCAUGCACAUAGAGGACAUGGAGGCGGUGCAGAAACUCCAGGACCUUCUCCAUGAAGCCCUGCAGGACUACGAGCUGAGUCAGCGCCACGAGGAGCCGCGGCGGGCGGGCAAGCUGCUGCUGACCUUGCCCCUCCUGCGGCAGACGGCCGCCAAAGCGGUGCAGCACUUCUACAGCAUCAAACUGCAGGGCAAGGUCCCCAUGCACAAACUCUUCCUAGAAAUGCUAGAGGCCAAGGUCUGACGGCACUGGUGCCAGCCCACAGCGGCCGGGGAACAAACUAGAAACAAAGACGCAGACAGAGCAAUCCAAACAGCAGCAGGGGCUGGCUUUUAUCUCCAAUCAUUUAUUAUGGAAGAAUUAUUUAACGUCCAACUGUCGGCCUGUCUGCAGACUCAUGUACAGAGGGGGAAACUCUUUUAAUCAGUCACCUGUUUCUCUGUUUUUGUUUUCUCGGUAGGAAGUACCAGAGCGUGCUCACGCUCAUGCACUUGCAGAAGGGGCUGGAGGGAAUGUGGGCCCCAGAGCAGUUACGCUCUCUGCCCUAUCCGGGGAAGCCUGUUCCCCAGCUCCCUCCACCAACUCUGGAGAGGGGAGGGGGGAUUGAAACAGGACAUGAGGAAGCAAAGAGUCAAUAGACUUCAACUACUGGUGUUGUGAGGGGGGAGACAGAGACGGCACCUCCUGAUGUUUGUCAUCUCAUCCCAGCUCACAGGCCCAUGGGGCAGGUGCUUGUUUAGAGAAGAGCCUCAUGGGACCUCUUCACUCAAAAAUGGUUGCCUCCUGCACUCCUCUAGCUACACAUAACACAUGUACAUAGAGGCCCCACUUCCUAUUGGGAAAGAUGCUCCUGCCUAUGUAAAAUAAUCCAUGAUCUUGUACAGUGUGUCAUUAGGCCUGGCUAUUCUAAUCCUGGGGCAAUCCCACAGGCUAGUCAAGUGGGAGGCUCCCUGUUUCAGAGAAUGCAAGUCCCCACUCGCGAGGGGAUGAGCCUGACAUUUUGCUCCGGUGCUGGAUUCACGAUAGUCUCUGCAUCCUCACACAUGGUGCUAAUUAAAAUCCCCUCAUUUCCACCAUGCAGUGCAUCAAAUCUGCCUCGUCAACUCAGAAAAUCGUCCUUCCCCUACUCACAUGACACAAAUACCUGUCUGCAAUAACGGGGCCCAAAUGUAAAUACCCCCCUCUCCCACCCAGGGAUUGCCCAUCCAUUUUUGAGAGAAUGGAUGUUUACCUCCAUAGAUGCUUGGACUUUACUCCACUCAUUGGUUGGGAACAAAGGGAAUUGUCCUUUGGAGAAAACUAUGUACCACAGGCCCAGGAAGCUGCUAGUUGAUGCCAACUGAAAACACAUUUAAUCCCUGACUCCCACUUACCAUUGGCCAUGUCCCUUGCCUCCCUUCCACCCCAAAAAUAAUCAACAGCCCAUCUCAGACUGCUCUAUGGCCUCGUGAGGCCUCAUGGGGCUGGCUCCAAAAGAAAAUAUUUAUUUUCAAGAAACAUUCAUGGAGGUUUGUGCUUCUCUCCUAGGGUUGUCCUACUCCCCACCUCUAACCAGGUUUCUAGAGUGGUUUUCUAGAGGGGAAAUACCCCAACUCCAGCAGUCAGAGGGGAACUUGGGUGGCUGAAGAAAUUGGGGAAGGAAUUUUAGUGACUAUCUCUUCUAGGGCACUUGUUCAAAGCCAGCCUGACACAGUGAUGGCCAAAAAUUAUCUUCUGGCACCAGAUUUGGGACAGGGGUGAAGAGUCUUGGUUAAUUUAUGCAUCCUAAAACUACCAGCAGGACAGGCACUCAUUAAGCCCUUGCUGGCAGUCUCAGGAGAAAGGCUAUGAACUCCCUAGAAGUAGUACCUCUGAGGCAAGGGUGAGGCACAUUAGCAAACAGUAUAGUGGAGCUUGAUCUCCAUGAGAGAAGCAGGCAUCAUUGUUCAGGGCUGUCAUUCAAACAACUUUUGCUAGUGCUACACUCACUCCCUUUCUGGAUCAACCACAUUAGAGAACAGACAGAACAACCCAAUACAAGGCUUAGAUGGCAGAGCCAGCUGUCACUUGGGAGAUGUGCAUCCAUUUCCUCAAGGCCGAGAAUGGACAGCAGCCUUGUGCUUCGAAGAGACGCCGGUGCUGCUCACCAGCUGCUCUGGAAACAGAGACUUUGAUUGUAUAAAACAUCCACGUAAUGCUCUGUGACCUGAGAUGGGAAAAACCUGUUGUCGGCGAGUAGCCAGCUCUGAGUACAUGCUGCACCUUGGCAGCUGUUUCUGGCUGUGUAGCAUCAGGUAAUUUUACUCACAAGCUGGGAUGGGCUCUCCCCAGCACUGUGGCCAACACCCUGGAUUCACUGCCUGUCAAUGCCAUUUCCACCUGGAGCUCUGCAGGCAGCUGCACUGACCUCUGUUCUGAGCAAGCAUGGCCAUGCCUCUUCUGUGCAAAGCACCCUGAUGCAGACCUGGCUGGGGAAGCCCUCAGAAGCGAUUAACAUCAAUGGCCUCAGCCAAAGGUCCCUGCCGGGAGCCUUAUCUCUUUGUUGCAAAAGGGCUUUUCCUACACUGCUACUGGUGUCAAGUAUCAGAGGGGUAGCCCUGUUAGUCUGAAUCUGUAAAAAGCAACAGAGGGUCCUGUGGCACCUUUGAGACUAACAGAAGUGCUCCCAAUACUUCUGUUAGUCUUAAAGGUGCCACAGGACCCUCUGUUGCUCCUGGUGGACAGUUUUUGAGUCACUAAGGGAAAGUGAGCCCCUCAGGAGGGAGAAGAGAGGAAGGAGGGAGCUGCUGAAUCUAGGUCCCGUCCCCCCCAAGGCUGCUGGCUAGUUCAGCCUGAAGAGUUUAGUGGUGUGACUCUUGUAGUGAGAGUGGAGUGUAAAGCUUUUGAAGGUGCUUUCUGCAGUUACCGCCUCACCCUUCUCCCCUAAUGUGCUACCAGUGGAGAUAAGCAAAGCCUAAAGCAGGCUGGAUGUACACACUCUGCCCUCAGAAGAGCUGGAGGACUCUUUCUCCAUUUUAUCUGCAUAACCCUUGUGCCCUUCAGGUCCCCUCACACCCAUAGCUCCAAGAUGACAGACCUUGGACCAAGCCAUAUAAGUAUCUCAAUGGGCUGGAAAAAAACAAUCAGUUUGUUAAUUAAUCACUUUGCCUCUAAGCAAGGGCUGUGAUCUCCCCCCCCCCACCCCGGAAAUGCAAAGGGAACACAUGCCUGGAACAGACCCCCCUCCACCCCCCCCAAAUGGCUCCCCACCUUCUUUAACUAGGAAAGAAGGCCACAGCUCUUUAGCACAUGAGGUAGUCAUAGGAAACCUACACCCAGGCUUACUCUAACCAGCCAAUAUAGCACUAUGACAGCACUACUUAGACUCGGGGGAUGGAUGCCCAGAAGAGCAAUGGCAUUUGGGUUUAUGGGUGUGUCGCACUCCAGGCCUCUCACACUUUGAGAGAGCCUGGGGGGACUGCAGUGACUGCUUAGGCUAGUGUAUGCUCAGCAACAUCUCACACACACUGUAAGUGAUCUAACAAUCUAGUCUUUAAAUAGGAAAGAGGUUCUAGGACAGAUUCCCUGGGAGUCCUAUAGGGAAUUCAUGCCUAGUGUAAGAGUCAUUGAUCUAGUCCUGUACUACUGUAACUUCACAUGGUGUAGGAGAUGCUGGAAUCCAAACUCUGGGAUGCACGUGGUUACUGAGAUAAGUUUAAAACAAGACACAGAGGUACGUGCCUCAACAAGCGUGCAUGAGCAUAAAGCUGAGUCCACCAUUCAUUCACACUAACGGGAGCUACAUCACAGCUCCCGCUCACCACGUACCACACACAGCAAAGCUUUGCAUAGGCAGAUAAACUAAAUAGCUGCCAGCUGCUACAGUCCUACUCAAGAGGGGACAGCGCCUCUUAGUCACAUUCCUCUUGGAAAACAGAGGUCUCUGGCCUCCGGUGCAAACCAAAUUGCACAGGGACCAAUUCAGAUAAAUGGUGAAACACUGCAUGGAACUAGGUUUCUGGGCAAACGGGCAUUACCUCACAGUGAAACUAUGAAGCUACAUAAGAAACACUGAACCACAACCUGGCAGUAUAGUUCAUGCCAAAUAGGGGGCGUUAUUCUCUCUCAUUAACCUGACUGCAUCAAUUUUUGAACUAUUACAAACAUAUUAUAAAAUCAUGCUGCACCAGAAAUAUGUAAGCAACUAUUAAAGGAAAAAUCACUGAGAAAGACCCUAAAAUGUAACUGGCUGAGCUGAGAAAGAGCUUCCACCGUGUAUCCACAAGCUACAACCAGACACAUGGUCAAAGUCCACCCCGUUUCUGUGGCUGCAUUAUAUGGGGAAGCGGGAAAGAGAGGGAGGCUGUGCGAAUGAUGCAGGGCGUUAUAGUCAGACAGUGCAAUAAACAGUAUCUAUUUUACUCAACUAUUAUCUGCUCCUGAAAAACUGUUAAAUAAAUUGUAUUCUUGUGGUACAGGACAUUUCAAACAAAACAAGAAA